GUUAAUUCGUAAGGGUUGUGAUAGCAUGCGAGCCAUAGUUGGUUGACUCGUGCAUCUGUUAGACUGGCAAAGGACUGCGCGAUUUUAAAAGCAGACCAGAGGUCUUAAACAAACGGUGAAAGGGUCAUUGUUGCUGCGUUUUUUUUUAAUGUGUGCUUCCCCGGCGACCUCGUAACAUUCAGCAUGAAGCGGUUGGCAGCUUGCCUGUGCCUUUGGAUCCUGUGUGUGUUUCCAGUUGUUACUGUAGGCAUUGAAGAAGAGGAGGGCGUCUUGGUUUUGAACAGUGACAACUUUGAUAAGGCUGUGGAAGAAAAUAAGCUCUUACUGGUGGAAUUUUAUGCACCCUGGUGUGGCCACUGUAAGAAGCUGGCGCCGGAGUUUGCGCGCGCGGCCCAGACGCUGGCCGCGGAAGGCGUGGCGGCGCGGCUGGGCAAGGUGGACUCGACACAGGAGCGGCGGCUGGCCGACAGGUUCGGCGUGCGCGGCUACCCGACGCUGCGGCUGUGGCGGGCCGGCCGCGACUCGGAGUACACGGGUGGCCGAAAGGCCGAGGAGAUCGCCGCCUGGCUGCGCCACCGCGUCGGCCCGGCCGUGCGCACGCUAGCCACCGUCCAGGAGGCGGCCGCCUUCCUGGAGACGCCGCAGGUGGCCGCCAUCGGCUUCUUCAGCGACCCGGCCAGCCCGGCGGCGGCCGCCUUCCUGGAGUGGGCCGUCGAUGAGGAGACGAUGCCAGCAGCAGUCGCCUCGGCGGAGGCCGUGCGGAGCGAGUACGGCGCCGACGACGGCAGCGUCGUCAUGUUCAAGAAGUACGACGAGCGGCGUCACACGCUGGCCGCGCCUGGUGACGUGGAGGCGCUGCGCUCCUGGGCCGCCCAGUUCGCGCCCCCGCUGCUGCUCGAGUUCGCCUCGGACACGGCCGACGCCGUGUUCGACAGUCAGCUGCCGGGCGCGCUGCUGCUGUUCCUGCGCCGCGGCAGCGACCGGUUCGAGGCGCUAAAAGAGGCUGCCCGCUCCGUGGCCGUCGACUACCGCGACCAGCUCCUGUUCGCCUGGCUGGACGUCGACGACGAGUCGAUGGGCCGUGUGAUGGAGUUCUUCGGCGUGCGGCCGGAGCAGGCGCCGGCCGUGCGGAUCGUGCGCCCCAGCGACAUGGGCAAGUUCCGGCCGGCCGGCGGCGAGGUCGACGGCGACGGCAUGCGCCAGUUCGUCGCCGCCUUCCUCGCCGGGAAGCUGAAGCCGCACCUGCUGAGCGACGAGCGGCCGGACGACUGGGACGCGCGGCCCGUCAAGGUGCUCGUCGGCACCAGCUUCGACCAGGUGGUGCUGGACAGGAGUCGCGACGUGCUGGUGGACUUCUACGCCCCGUGGUGUGGUCACUGCAAGAAGCUGGAGCCCGAGCUGGACAAGCUCGGCGAGAAAUACAAGGACUCGAAGACGGUGCUGAUCGCCAAGAUGGACGCCACGACGAACGAGCUGCAACACACGAAGCCGCGCAGCUUCCCCACAAUCAAGAUGUGGAAGAAGGACACGAACGAGGUGAUCGAGUACAACGGCGAGCGCACCGUGGGCGGCAUGUCCAAGUUCAUCGAGACGGCCGGCGAGUAUGGCCGAGCGCCGCCCGAGGACGAGUACGACUACUACGAUGACGAGGAAUACGGCGAGGAAGACUACGUCGGCCACGAUGAGUUGUAACCAUCGAGUUCAAGCAGCGUCCGUUGUGGAACAGCAGCUGGGAACUUAGUGACGUCAUUGGAUGAGACGGAGAUUAAGACGAGAGAUGUAAAAUAAUACUAUUUUUGCUACGUUUUCUAGCUAAGUCAGAAGUUCUGGGUUUUGCCAGCUUCUGAAUGUACAGAGCACAUAUCCCGCUACGCGUUUUGUGGCGUUAAUAUUGCCAAUUGACUGAACUUUUCUGCUACGAUGCAACCGAAGACAAAGUAUCUCGCGCACUUGUUUUGUUUACAGCGAGUGACUAUGCCUCACCGAUGUGGUAGCGGAGAUUGUUACGCCCCGUUAACAUUGGGACUGCGGGUUUACAUGCGGGUCUGCUCCCGUGCCCUGUACAUCGAAGCGUCGCACAAUGUUCCACCGCCUCAGCAAAAUCUGAGGAGCGGUGCCCGCUGCGUGAGCGCGGCGGCGUGGCAAUGCCGGGUCAGCAGCAGGGUCGCAGGGUUUUAGUAUGAUGUGAGAAGAUGGUGCGUCCACUCGCCGAUGCGUCGGUACAUGUCCAGUGAUCGCCUGCCCAUGACAGCAAGGUCGGGGUGUUUGAGUACGAUGUGAGGGAAGGGUGCGUCCACUCGCCGAUCCGUCGGUAUAUGUCCAGUAAUUUCCUGCCCGUGAUAGUGUCCAGCAGGAAGGAGUGUGCCAGUGUCGAAGGCCUGGAUUACGCGCUGGUGACUUAAUACACUUCUUCACUCGGA
Messenger RNA from Pollicipes pollicipes, 2420 nucleotides. RefSeq names its product protein disulfide-isomerase 2. The coding region runs from base 184 to 1692 and encodes 502 amino acids. The transcript has 8 exons. Lineage: Eukaryota; Metazoa; Arthropoda; Thecostraca; Pollicipedomorpha; Pollicipedidae. The record is from RefSeq and is a predicted model, not a curated record. Gene Ontology annotation, biological process: response to endoplasmic reticulum stress; protein folding. Gene Ontology annotation, cellular component: endoplasmic reticulum. Gene Ontology annotation, molecular function: protein disulfide isomerase activity.